CCAAUUGUCAGAUGAAAUUAAAUUUUCACAACAAAUAAUUUCGAAUUUAUUUUUUAUUUUUUUUGAAUCAAAAUCAUCAGCCAUCAAUAUGAGUAACCCAUGGUUAUUGGAUACGAUCGAUAAAAAUGUUGAAAAAUCUAAACAUUGCUUUGAUGAUAAUUUCAAAACGAUUAAUUCAACCAACAAUGGAGAAUUGAAUGAAAAUGGCCUUUGUUUACCCGAUUCACAAAAAUAUCUUCAUUAUCUAGAAAAUCGUCUCCAUAAAUUAAAUUCCGGUCCACAACAAACGGAUAAACAGGCUAAAAAAAUGCUCAAAGAUUUAGCAUUAAAACGUGAUGGUUUAUUCGAUUUCAUCGAUACAAUAAAUUCCGAUACAAUUUCCAUAACCGAAAACAAUGAUAGUCCAAAGAAUCCAAUUUCAACAGCCAUAACCAAUACGAAUUUAUAUGAUACAAUGGAACGAAAACUUUUUCCACAUUUACAUUCAAUCGAUCCUGAAGAAUCGAAAAAAUUGCUUAAUCAUGAUAUUCUAAAUUCAAUCAAUUCAAAACAACAAGAUAAUCAAAAAGACAAUGAUCCAUCAAAUGACAAUGAAAAGAAUGAAGAAUCCAAAUGAAUUCCAAUUUUUUUGAAAAAUUUGUCAAAUUUUAUUUGAGAAAAAAAUCAUAAAAAACGAAUGUAGCGCCAUCCUUAGUCGAGCAAUCGGUUGGGUAUACUUUUUUGGUUAAA
Molecule: messenger RNA, 729 nt
Organism: Dermatophagoides pteronyssinus (European house dust mite)
Lineage: Eukaryota; Metazoa; Arthropoda; Arachnida; Sarcoptiformes; Pyroglyphidae
Biological process (GO): cilium organization
Source: RefSeq, a predicted model, not a curated record